Molecule: messenger RNA, 908 nt
Organism: Labrus mixtus (cuckoo wrasse)
Lineage: Eukaryota; Metazoa; Chordata; Actinopteri; Labriformes; Labridae
Gene: ptgdsa
Product: prostaglandin D2 synthase a
Exons: 7
Coding region: 113-664 (183 amino acids)
Molecular function (GO): small molecule binding
Source: RefSeq, a predicted model, not a curated record
CCACUCUGUACCUGUGUGUGUGAGCUGCCUUUGGUUCACUUCAGGCUUGUGUCAGAUACCCUCGCUACACCUUUUCAGGUCCAACCAGCUUUUCCUUUUUCUGCACGCAGACAUGAGGACCUCUGUGGUUGCUGUUGUCAUGGUGAUGUGCGGGGUGAUGGUGCACGCUGAUGUGAAGCCACAGAGAGAUUUCAGCCUGCAGCGGUUUGCAGGGAGGUGGUACCGGGUUGGCCUGGCCUAUGACUCUCCCAAAUUUAUUCCCCUCAGAGAUAAAGUGAAGGCCUCCAUGGGCCUGAUCACACCUCUGCCCAACGGCAACGUCAACCUGACAAUGUGGGACGCCACGCCUGUGGGAUGUCUGAGGCAGGUGUACCAGUAUGAGAAGACCAACACACCUGGACAGUUCUCAUACUUCAGCACACGCCACAACAUGGUGAAGGACAUCACAGUAGUGGACACAAACUACACCGACUACGCUCUGGUCCUCAAACACAAAGUCUUUAACAGAGAGUACACACAGGUUGCGCUCUACGGUCGCUCUAGUACUGUCAGACAUAAUAUCAUUCAAAGGUUUAAAGCCUUCGCCUUGUCCCGGGGUUUCCCUCCAGCAUCUAUUCUGACUCCGCCUCCUGCAGAAAAUUGUCCACUUUCAGGCUCUGGAUGAACUGUCCUCCUGUGUACCUGAGAUGAGGUGGUUCCUGCUCUGUAUUUUCCUGUCCACUUUUUCCAGCGUUUACAAUGAAAUUCUACAAAGAAACUCUCAAACAACAAAUGUGGCUAAAAAAGAUCACCAUCAGAGAAUAUUUCCUAUGUACAAUGCAUUCAUAAUCCUCUUUUCUGUUGGCUUUUACAUUAUUACAUUGCUUUUCUUCCUGAAUGACCAAAACAAUAAAGAUUGUUUUACUGUG